Molecule: messenger RNA, 618 nt
Organism: Acanthosepion pharaonis
Lineage: Eukaryota; Metazoa; Mollusca; Cephalopoda; Sepiida; Sepiidae
Source: the annotation of a GenBank genome assembly
AUGAGGCCAAAGUUAUUGGCGCCGGAAGAAGUGACACAAAAUGUGUGCACUCAAAUCGUCUAUAUAAUACUUAAAGCUCGACCAGCAUCAGGUUUGGCAAGAAAAGAAAUUAUCUGUUUUAGCUGCAAGCAUUUUUUCCACAUAUUGUAUUCUUCUCUCUGCUCGAGGGUUUUCUUCCUUGGUCGCUCUAUUUCUCUCCUUGAUUUUUUUUCUAUAUCUCUUCUCGAAGGUUUUUCUCCCUCGCUCUUUCUCUCUUCAUCAAGUUAUUUCUCCCUAGAUCUCUCUCUCUCUUCGAAGGUUAUCCUCCCUCCCUCCCGCUUUGAAUGUUUUUCUCGCUCUCUUUCUUUGAAUGUUUUUUUUUUAUCUCUCUCUCUUCGAAGGUUUUUUUUUCUCUCUCUCUCUCUUCGAAGGUUUUUUUCUCUCUCUCUUCGAAGGUUUUUUCUCUCUCUCUCUUCGAAGGUUUUUUCUCUCUCACUCUUCGAAGAUGCAAAACGUCUGUCUCUUUUUUCUCUCGCUCGCCUGAUUUUCCUCCAGUUCCGAUUACGGCUUAGCUCUCUUUCAAUCUGCCUGUUUUCCUUUUUCUUUCCCUCUCUUUCAUAUUUAUCGAAUUGCAUGUAA